Larimichthys crocea (large yellow croaker) is the source of this 6579-nucleotide messenger RNA. RefSeq names its product neuropeptide Y receptor Y2, like (gene npy2rl). The record is from RefSeq and is a predicted model, not a curated record. Gene Ontology annotation, molecular function: neuropeptide Y receptor activity. NCBI's taxonomy places the organism in Eukaryota, Metazoa, Chordata, Actinopteri, Sciaenidae. Gene Ontology annotation, biological process: G protein-coupled receptor signaling pathway. Gene Ontology annotation, cellular component: membrane. The transcript has 7 exons. Bases 448 to 1671 code for a protein of 407 amino acids.
CCUUUGUUUGGAGCUGAUUUGCGCUUCACUCCCGUGUCCAGAGCGCACAGGACGGAGACACCGAGAGAGCAGAGAGGAGGAGUUGAUGUUCAUCCGAGGACACUUUCCUUCGUUAGAACAUUGUCGGAUUUUAUUCACGCAUGGUCGAGUCCACCGGCGGGUCCCGCUGAUCCACAGUGACAGCAGCGCGGAUGUGAGCGGAGGUUCUGGUUGGGACGGACGCGCGUGGAUGUGGAUUUAAACUCGCAGCCAUCACCGAGCAGAGAGAUCAAUGUCAGCCGAGAGCCGCGACACCGAGUCCGGAUGGAGAGGAGCGAGCCGGGACCUGUGAGCGCUGCCGGGACCCGAACUCCGAGCUAACACCGACCCGGACCGGAGCCACGUGCACGCGGAGAGAGACAGAGACAGAGAGGGGCUAUGAGUGUCUGUAAACACAUAUGAUCGGACAUGGAGGCCGUCAGCGCAGUCAACGCCACGCAGGACGAGUUCCAGCUCCUGCCUCUGCCCGACGAUGACCCCGGCAACCGUGGUUACCCUGACUACGACCCAAAUGUUGGCGCUAACGCCCCGGCGUCGCCCACAUUGAUGUUUGAGGGGGUGUUUCCAGAGGACCCCAUCAAACAGCUGAGCGUACAGGUGGUGUUGAUCUUGGCCUACAGCACCAUCAUCGUGCUGGGGGUUCUGGGUAAUUCUCUGGUGAUCUACGUCAUCUAUCGUUUCAAGACUCUCCGCACCGUCACCAACUUCUUCAUCGCCAAUCUGGCUGUCGCCGACCUGCUGGUCAACACGCUGUGCCUCCCCUUCACCCUCGUCUACACCCUGCAGGGAGAGUGGAAGAUUGGCAGCACCCUCUGCUUCCUGCUGCCCUUUGCCCAGGGGCUCGCCGUGCAUGUCUCCACGGUGACGCUCAACGUCAUCGCCCUGGACCGCCACAGGUGCAUUGUGUACCACCUGGAGACCAGGAUGCGUAAGGACGUGUGUUUUGGGGUGAUAGCGUUGACGUGGGUGCUGAGCGCCGUGCUCGCCAGCCCUCUGGCCAUUUUCAGAGAGUACGGCUCCUUCACUCUGGGGCCUGGACACACUAUACAGGUGUGUACAGAGAAGUGGCCUGGUAAAAGCACAGAUGGCACCAUCUACAGCAUCUCCAUGUUGAUCCUGCAGUACUUCCUGCCGCUCUCCAUCAUUUCCUUCGCCUACGCCCGCAUCUGGUCCAAACUGCGUGGCCACGUCAGCCCUGCAGAAAACGUCGGCAGUAGCAGCGCUGGCUCCGAGCGUCACCGCCGGCGCCGCAAAACCACCAAGAUGCUUGUGACCAUGGUGGUGGUGUUUGCUGUCAGCUGGCUGCCUUUCCACGCCUUCCAGCUGGCAACGGACAUCGACAACACGGUGCUGGACAUGCGCGACUACCGCCUGCUAUACACCGUAUUCCACGUUAUUGCCAUGUGCUCCACCUUUGCCAACCCGCUGUUGUAUGGCUGGAUGAACCGCAACUACCGCGCCGCCUUCCUCGCCGUCUUUAAGUGUCGUAGGGGAGGUGAGAGGGGAAGGAGCGGCCGGCUGGACAGCAUUCACCCCGUCGGAGGUGGAGCAGGUGGCAGAGGAAGGGCAAAGAAGAUAGUGCUUGAAACCCAAGACGUGGUGUCCACCCACUUGAAUGCCACUGACGUGUGAGGCCCUGAGGGAGGUGGCGAAGAAGAAGAAGAAGAAGAGGGUAAUGGAGGAGAAGAUGGGGAGAGAUGACAAGAAAAUAAUAAAGCAGGAAUUUAAAGAACCAUUGUCAGGAAAUCUUUUGUUCCCAGAAGACAAUCGCAAAGAAAACGAGAUUCCGCACAGAGUCAGAAACGAAGGGAAAAUAAAGACGUGAGAGAAAAUAGAAAUGAUGGAGAGAGGGAGGCGAUGGGGGGAUUAAAGUGUUUUUGGAAGCCCAAAAUAGAGGUGGAGGCGUAGACGAGUGGGGAUUAUAAUAAGAAGAAUGACGAGACAGCAGAGGAGAAGAGGAGCCACUGAAUGACUCAAGGUCUCCUCGAGGUCCACCAAUCGAGGCGCCUGUCGCUUUGGGGACAUGACCUCAUCAUGACGGAGGACGCAGCCACUUUUUGUUUUUUUUUGUGUGAAGGACGCUGACAAAGUGAAAAGAAGUUUCACAAAGGGAUCAAGAGAAGCUUUGGAAAGAUUCAAAACAAUUCUAUAACAACUUUUGACAACUCUUGUCAGAACAGGGCUUUACUCCAUCUUCAUUCCACAUGUGAAGCAUCUUGCUCGUACAUACGGUAUAAUCCAGUGUGGCUUACAAAGGCAUUACGGAAGCAGCUUUGGUUACUGUGAGGAAAAUGAAUGGAGUGCCCGUACUUUUCUGAAAUCAGAAGCCAUUAGUGAUUGAGCAAAAACUUUUUGUCAGGUGAAAGCAAAAAACAUAAAUAAAUAAAUAUUUAUUCCCUUAUUCUUGAGUUCAGACGGAGCUGAGGAGGACGAAGAUGCAUGAUGCAAGCUUUGUGAAAUCUCAGACAUUGUUACGUAAUGAAAUUGUGUGUUUUAAUAAUCAUCCUACAAAGAAAGCCUGACGCAGGAGUGCAAAAAGAAAGACGUAGGUGGACAAAUUUAUGUGAGACUAAAAAAUACAAAUGAUUUAGAUUAAAAUGUUUGUUUGUUUGUUUGUUUUUUAAAGGAGAUGAAGGACAAAGAAUCGGAGACUGAAGCAGACGAGGUGGAGGGAGAAUGAAGUGAGGGCUAAUGAGGCAAAAGAAAAAAGCGAGAGCUUUCAAACGAACAUGCACCAACAGAGAAAACAUCUUUGUAACAAGCGGACAGAUGAAUGUUUGCACAAAAAAAAAAAAGCUCAUGUUUUUAACAGAUAUUUUAUGUUAUGAUCAACUGUGGUACACGCUUCACACCUUUCCAAACGUCUCGAGAGGACUGAGCCGUGAUAUUGAUCUCUCUUAUUAAAUUCGGGUGCCUCCGCAGUCGGCUGACUGUAAACACAUUUGCAGUUACGCUUCAUGACUGACGUUAAUCUGCAGCAGAUAAUAAAACAUGAAAAGAUUGUUCACGUUUGAAAUGAGGCUCAUUUCGGGAAGACGUCAUUGUUAUGGUUUUUUAAUGUCAAGACAUUCAUUUCAAAUCACUACCAAUAGUUAAUAUUUAUUUGGGAGUGUUUGUGUUUUCUAUUCACGCAGUGGUUCACAUUCGCGUCUCGUGAUCAAAAGGCCUCUUCGACCUUGAACUGAGCCUCUCGGGCAACUCUUACAAACUCAAAGGCUUGCAAAUAGAAAAAAAAAGAUUCAUUUAUUGAUCAUAACCAGCUUUUCAGGAGACUUAAAAGAACUGAUAACAUAGUCUGAUGUGAAACCCAGUCAAAACCAGAGCCAGAGAUCGUCUCUUUCUCUUCGCUUACACCCGAUCUAUGGCUUAACCCUCUGUUAGAGAGAGAUGAGGAUCAGCUUCAGAGGUCUGCUCAGCUUCCUGACUCCACACCCCCACAUUUCAUUUACUGCAUACAGAUCCCUCCGGAGACACUUUGUUUCACACAAGCAAUAGCACUAAAUCUGAAUUCAAGGGUGCUGAAUUUUUCACUACCUGGCUUUGUAGAACAGCAAACAAGCCAAUCACAAGGUUACAUUUAGGUAGAGGUGUCCAGGUUAACCCCUUUUUAUCCAAAGCACAUCUAUCUAUCUAGCUGCCAAUCAAAAUGCAGUUUACUAAAGCCAGUAUGUUUUUAUCAACCAUUAAUCAAGCCCUUUGAAACGGUGCCUUAUCGGCCUUUUCCACUAUGGGAACUAACGUAAUGUGGCAACAAGUCCAUGAAUAUGAAUUUAAAUCAGUGCUGAGGUCGUUCUAAAUCCACGUUCAAUGCACAGAUCGUUUGCAACUUGGAAAACAAAGCAAUUAAUGCUACAAGUUUAUUUAAAUUUCCCAUUUGUGUAACAUUGGAAGUAACGUUAUUAGCAGAGCAAUAAUGCUACAUCGCUGUUUUAUUUUCUCGUGAAGAAACAUUCGCGUUGCUUCCUUCUGCGAUGUUGCUGAGUUGAUUGGUCACAUUAAAAGAGCGCCAUGGGAAUUUCUUGAGUUCUGUUUCCAUGAAAUGAUUCGAAAUGCCUCAAAACGUGUUGAUGGAGGAGCUCGUAAUGAAUAACUGAAAUAUCCUGUUUUCUGCAGCACAGUGGAAAAAUCUGUCAGAACCUAACACAAAGAAAGAAAGCUCCUCAGAGUUCAGGCCGUGGGUUUGUUAAUGCCCCGUAGUGGAAAAGAGCCAAUAUUAGACAUUUAGAUGCUGAAUGUCAGGUGUCACUGACAACCCUCCAUACUGCCUGCUGCUAUCCCAUCAUGCUCCAGUGUAGACUGAACUCUUUAGCUCUUUACAAUGACAUUUUGACAUGACAGCUCUCUAUUUGUUGCUGUCAGAUUUCAGUUUUUACACAUGAGAUUGCGCACGUAGGUCUUAAUUUCCACGUUUCCAAAUUAAAUGCAUCACUCAAAACGUUAUUACCAAAGCUCGUUGAAACUUUAAUUGCCUAAUUGUAAUUACAACCCUCAGUCUCCCUCUGGCAGGAGCUGUAUGAACAUCUUAAUUUAGUGUAAACACAGCAGACUGAAUAAUGACCUGCAAACAUUUGCACAAUGUGAAUGAGCAUUACAGCAGCAUUAGUUUGAAACUGUUACAUAAGCUGAAGAGGUAAAAUCCUUGAUGUUUUUUGGAUUUAUCCUCCGUGUCCCUCUCUUGUCUUUUCCUCUUUAAAUCCCUCGAUUCUCACUCUCUCUCCCGCUGAGUCGUGUCACUGCCUCGCUUGACCCGCAAUCCCACAAUCCCUCUGUUCCCUCCCACCAGCGUACCAGCUGUUUAUCUCGGUCCUCGUUUCAUCUCCUCGUCAGUCUCCUCUGCACUCUUUUCGCAUGCCUCAAAAAGCUCGAAACGGCGUCUUCAUCUAAAGGAUGAACAGAAGGUAAUUAAUAUAAAUGUUUGUUUUACUUUGGUAUGAUGAAAAACUGCAGCUUUACAAACAGCUGAAAUGUUGUCAGCAGUUCAUAUUUUACUCACACGACCGACUAUCAUCGGUUUUAGAGGCAAAUGACUCAGAGUUGAAGAAUAGGUUCAACCAUAAUGUGCUUUAGUUUCAAAUGGCAUCCUGAGUUAUAAUCCCCAGAUUUGAAUUUGGAUGUUUUGACCGUUUUGAACGAUGUUGUACUUUAGGUGGAAGCAGGUCAAACGGAGGUUUCAGAAAGGCAGUUUGACGUCAUCUGGUUUAUCCCCAAAGCUAUCCCACAAUGCAGUGCAUGGAUUUGUCGUCAUCAUCUACUCGUCAAUAGACAUGGGGCUUCGGACGAGUUGUUUUGGAUGUUUGAUGUUCUGAAUGUAAAAGUCACAUUUAUUGGACCACUUAAACGCUCGGAUGGGCAUGAGACUCUCGGUUGAGUUGUCAGUACAAACAUGUUGGAAAAUAUCCCUGAUCAUAAAAGUCAAAUAACUGAGCCUGUGAAGGGAAAGUGGGGCGGUUUAAUCUUUAAUUUCAAUGACUUUGAAUUGCCUAAAUGCUGUGAUAUAUUCAAUUUGGUGCUUGGCAAUACAGUGCCUAAAAAGUCCAUCUGUCCAUCAUUCAAGAAACUGACUAGAAUCAAUGAACUCAAGUUUUUUAGGUGUUGUGAAUGCUCACAUCACUUCCGGCAGAAAACCUCCCGUUAUUCCAACUACGUUUUUAAUGAAAGAAUCAUAUUCUCUAGUUUUUGUUGUUGUUGUUGUUAAUCUUGACUCGAGCCAGAGAGUUUCAUAUCUAUCGAAACUGUACAAGUUUGACUCUUGUAACAUUGUCUACUGGGAAAAAUACACUUUUGCUUCCAGAUCCAGGGCACGCACACGAGCAAGCUAGAUUACUCGUUAACUCCAUAACCUGCUAGUUAGGUCUCUAGAGGGUACUAGAACAUCGUCUCCAUAGUGCUGUGUCAGCACUGGAAAGGGUCUUGCUACAUCCCUUGUUAUUCUGCUGUCUUUAAACCAAUUACAAUCGCCUUGGGCAACACUAAGCCCAGAAUUCAGCUAGCCUUGGGGAACUUGUUUUAGUGGAACAUUCGAAUGUGCGGAAGCAAGUUCUGGCAUUACCAUGGCUAAAUCUCCGUAAAAGAAAACAGUUGGUAACUUAUUUAUGUUUGUACAUUUAAUGAACCUCGUUGUAAAUCCAACAUGAAUCAAGUUUAGUCAGCAACAUGUGACUUUUCGUGACGUUUCGCAAACUCUGCCUUCAUUCUGGGACAAGCUUUGGAGGACUGAAAGUAAACGAGAUGGUGUCAAACUGCGUUCAUGGAUCUCAAAUAUAAAUGUUCUUUGUGUGCUUGUCUUUUAUCAUUUGCAGAAAAGAAGUGAACAGUUAUUUAGUUUGUCACUGAUAAUGUUCCGAUGUAUUCUGACGAGGUUUGUGUUGGGAGGACACAGAUGCUGCUCGACCUUUUAUCAAACAUGAAUGUAAACUCAUUUGUAACAUGGCUUUAAUGUUGUAUAUUGUGUAAUUCUGUGUAAAUAUUGACUGUGUGAAAGACUGUAACCGAGCACAAACUGUUGGUCUUUACAACAGAUGUACUAUUCUCAAGCACAAA